Molecule: messenger RNA, 4051 nt
Organism: Exophiala xenobiotica
Lineage: Eukaryota; Fungi; Ascomycota; Eurotiomycetes; Chaetothyriales; Herpotrichiellaceae
Exons: 2
Coding region: 79-3936 (1285 amino acids)
Source: RefSeq, a predicted model, not a curated record
CGAGCCUCGAGAAAUGCAUCGGCAACGCGACGCUCUGCUGUCGACGUGCUUGCUACAAUUUAUGAAGGAGGAUCAUCGAUGGCGGACCAUGAGCCGUGGUUGAGUCCUUUCGUCACCGGCGCCUUAGGCGAAUAUCUUGAGUACCUACACAAAGGCCACUCCAUGGUCGGAUGGAAAUCUGAAGUCAAAGGGGAGACUAUCCAGAUACGCCGGAAAGAACCAUUUGUCAGUACUCUUCGGACAAUAGAGAGUCCCUCACCAAGCCAAGUCAAACUGACCGACGGCAAAUAUCACGUCCAAGCAGUGUUUUGGAAAUCUGUCCAAGAUGGGCUCGCGCUCUCCGGAGUACAAAUAUCACAUCUUACAGACUCGGCAGCUAUCCUUCGAGUCGUUGAUCCAAUUGUCAGCAUCGACUGCAGUUAUGGCACUCCAGAGCUACGUCUUUGUAUCCCAAAGUGUGAAGUCGUGAGCAGGAAGAGAGCUAGGGCCCUUGCUUUGUCCGAAGGCUCACUGAUAACCAAAGAGGCGGAUGUGAAACAAAAACUGCUGGAGUUCAUGCAGUCCUCAUCAAGAGGACGUCAUAUGGGCACACCCUCCGGCAGCCCUAAUGGGUCUAUCAGGUCCCAGGCUGCAUACAGCCAAGGCAAUGCUUCCGAUUCCGAGGACCACCUUUCUCAACUCCCUUUUCAGACGCAAAUCGACGAUGAUUUCCGCUACCAGCAACCAAAGAAGGCUGUGUUUACGGCCGGUCAAAGGGAUAGGGAUCCGCUGCUCUCACUGUUGAAGCAGCGCGGUCAGGGCGCGACGGCCUCGCGAGCCACCCAGCCAAAGGCUGAAGCGCUUCCAGCCCUGCAUGCUGAUGCCCCAGUUGCAACGAAAAGUAAUGAUAUUGUCCUUGGAUUUUCAACCCGGUCUGCCGACAAUGGCAGUGCCACCAGCAUCCAUAGGACCGACAUUCCAAAGGCCUUGGCUGAGCCUGUAUCUCUGAACGAAGUUUCGCCCGAUACGCAAGUCGGGCAAGCCAGUCAGAUCUCUUAUGACGAACCAAAGACCAACAGCUUGCCCCACGCGAUAGUAGCGAAGAAGCCGGGUAAGAAUAGUCCAGUCGCGGAAAACGUAGCUUUGUCUCGGUCAAAAGAAACUGCCACUGCGCAACUACCAGCACGAAUGGUUCGUCAUUUCGGGCGAUGGCGAGAAGAGGCUCGCUCUGGUCGCUAUUUGCCUCGAUAUGUACAGAAAAUCCCAAGAGAACAGGAGGUCCUGCUUGAAUCCGAUGAUAGCUGGCAACCCCCUCUGGUUGGACGAACUCCCAGACCAGGGCAGGUCCCUCUAGCUCUCACAGAGAGGCUUUGCGAACUUGCCGAUCGAGGCUCUUCGGCUCCUCUGGGGUUUGGACACCGUUCAGAAGAAAGUAGUGGUGAACCAGACCUACCUGGCCCCUUCGCUGCUCCACGUGAAGAGGGACCUCCGAGCCGUACGCCUGAACCAGAAUCAAGCGACUCUGAGGAGUCAGAGCCUACUAUUCCAUGGUCAAGCAGUCCACCAACACAAGACCGUCGUCGACAUCUGCCGGUAGACAGUCCGCCGUUAUUUGCAAGACAAGGGAAAGAGGCUACUACCGAAGCAAGGCCCACCGAACGUGUUACAGCCGUGGAGCCACACUCAGCAACUUCCACCACACGCGAUAACCUCGCGCUUCUAACGCAACAGAGGACGCAUGUCGACCAGGAUUUCGAAAAUCCGCCAGGUAGGUCUAUCGAUAACAGGACUGGCGAGCCGGCGCAUGUCGAGACUUCAGACAACGUGGUUACCAUACCAACUGACGAGCUGCCUUCCUCAACCGAAUCGGCUAUGGAGCUUAACGUGAUCACUUGUUCUUAUCAACAGAAGCCAUCCUUCGCAGGCCCAAUUCCGACCACUAGUCUCCGAGCCAAAGGCGUCCAGGUCGUAAGAACCCCGUAUGUGUCAAAGCGACCUGAUUCCCGCCUUGUCAAUUUCAGUGCGGGACAUGCCAAAGCCAUUGAAGAGCUUGACCCAACUUCAUCUGCCUGUGUUCCUGGGACAUACAAUGAGCCCGCCUAUUGUUUUGUUGCAGCAGCGACGAGUCAGGAUGAUCCGCCUAUCAUCCAACAACGUGCGGAACAGAUUCCUGGCAGGGUGCUGUUAGAUCAGUCUGGCACAGAAGGCUCGGCUAGCGGUCCUCAAGACUUACGGAUCAGGGUUGGACUGUCGCAUACAGACAAUAUCUUCGAAUCAAUUGACGAGGAGAGGACAGACACCCUUUUGAACGCGGCUGUACAAGAAGAAAUUAGUAUCUCUACACAAGCAGUCAGUGAGACACGGUUACCAGCCAGUCCAGACAAGACCCAGUCUACAGAGCCUCGAUCGGCUGAGCUUGUCGCAGAAAGGGCAAUGGCACAAGCGGCGUCUCCAGACAUUUCACAAGAAACGCGUCCAGUGCUCGAGCCCGACGCAACAAGCCAGCACCAUCAUAUCCACAAGGAUGUCACUGCCUCCAAUGAGAAUCAACCCCAUGCACAUGAUGCAACUGAUUCAGAUGGAAGACGGCAAAUAGACUCCGACACUGCACAGGAAAAGGCUGGCAAUCCUGCAUAUGUGACUGAUCUUAGAGACCAUCGUCGGAAGGCGCUGAUAUCCAUAAGCAAACAACUCUCGAUGACUUGGGACUCCAUUUCCUCCUCUCCCAGUGAUCGGCCGCAGGUGUCAAUUGGCGCCAGCAGAAGAAGUUGUUCGCCAGUCGCUGCAGAUGACUCUCCGAAACAAAUGUCGACCCCGAUCACUCGUGUAUCGACAUACGCCCGCAUCGAGGAAGAGCCCAAGGCACGGCCCAGCGACUCUACUUCUCAAUUAUCAGCACCACUCAAUGUUGAUCUCGAGCCGGUUUUUGCCAAAUAUAAAGCCACCUAUGCCGACUAUGGAGGAGACUUCAUGGCCUUUGAAAGUUCAUGCCGGCUGCUCAACAAAUUCUGGAAGAUCGGGAAAGAUUUUCAUCCCUUCUACGACGAUGUGAUAUUUCAUCACUACUAUGGUUUUCGUCAGUACCUGUCCGAGGAAGCAGCCAAUGAAGCUAGCCGAGCCAUGGCAUUACACGAGUAUUAUUAUCAGCGAGUGCCUGAGCCUACACACACGUGGGGUAUUGUGACUAAGUCGAUGAUCGAGAACCUUAUCAGACCUCCUCGGUCCGCAACGCCCGUAUCGUACAGUAUUCAGCCAUUACAGACUUCUAAAGCUGCUCUAUGGCCAAUGCCGAGCAAGAUAGAACCAGUAUCUGGCAUUCAGGGUCCUAUUCCACUUGCUGAGUCCCCCGUUCAGGAAGUACUUGCUAUUCAGCAUCUGUCCCAGUCAGAGGAAGCCGUUGAACAGUGGCGCCAGAAAGUCUCUCGGGUUCCGUCACGAGAGCCGGAACCGACUGAUGUCGGUCGCAGUGCGCCUGAUGUUGCUUCACCGGAACUAGGAACCCCGAAUAUUGAUCGCAGUCUGCUUGACAUUCCGGUAUCUGAUCUUCCCCCACCUGAAGUGCCCGUAUCAGUGGCUCUAUCUAGGGAUGGAGAUGUGGAAGCAAAGAAGAGGAGAAGGACUCUACCGCCAAAAUUUCCGCUCCCAUCCUCCAGUCCGGUUCAUGUUGAACCAUCGACAGCCCCUCGGCCGACAAAACGACCAAAGCUGUCGGCCAGCCCUUUCGUGAAACCGCCAAAACCUGCUUCGGAUACAGCCUCAAUGACCAGUAUAUUUCCCAAAUCGCCAGCCUUAAAGAAGGCCCAAAAAUGGUGGGUCGAUCCCGAUACGCCGUUCAAGCGUUUUGAACGGAGGUAUGCGUCUUUACCUCAGGACAAGCUGACUCCCAACAAGGCGGAAGCUGGCGCAAAGCAUCAGCGCUGGAGCGCGAAGAUCGAUAUCUUUGCAUGGAGAGCGUGAGGCUACGAGUCUCAAUAGUCGAGGCGGUUUAUAGGAUGAUGACAAAGUACUUUUUGGAGAUGUCAAGCUUUGUAUACAAGAGGCACACUUUCCACGUACAGUAUUUCAUGUUCCG